UCUUGGUUUGGCAGUUUUGACGACGCUAAACAAAACACGAACGAUGACUUCCACAAACGUGUUUCAAGAGCUGGACAGCAAUUCAAACCCGGGUUCGAGACAUAUAAGUGAUGAGUGGUGUCCAGAACAGGUUAAUCCACAAGACAAUCACAACACAAACCAGGAGACCCAGCAGUGGAGAGAAGAGCGACGCAGGGAACGAUGCUGCAAAAUUAUAUUUGCAGUUCUGAUCACCCUCUUUGUUGGGGCUGUGCUUGCUCAGGCCACAUUUCUCCCAGCUCUGGUGGCAGAAUAUAAAAUUCUUAAUCUAGAGAUAGAGAGAGAUGAUACCAUCCACCAGGUGAACCUGACAUCCACCCAACAGAAACUAGAACUCUGCUCAACAUCAAAAACAAAUGUUGCAGCAGAGGCCAGACAACUGAGGACCAUCCUUUCUUUAAAGGAAGUGCCUCUCUGUGAUCUGGACACCCUGCAGUGUAGGCGCUGCCCAUUAGGCUGGGAGGAGCACAGAUCACAAUGCUACAUCCUUUCCCUGCACACCAAAAACUGGCAAGCCUCUCGCAGGGAAUGUCUGGACAUGGGGGCAGACUUGGCAGUAAUUAGGGAUGAGGAAGAUCAAGUCUUCCUUAUCAAUUUUACUGUCCAGUUCUACCAGCGCCGCCCCGAGCUGGGCUUUCUGGGGGCGUGGAUUGGCCUGCAGGACCUGGUCCAGGAAGGGGAGUACAUGUGGGUCAAUGGGCAAGGUCUCCAACCGCAGCAUAUCUACUGGAGGACGAGGGAGCCAAAUAAUUAUGUUGCGGACUGGGAUGAAGACCAGGCUGGACAAGACUGUGUUAGCUUUGUCACGCUAGGGGAGAGGAACGUGGACAAACCACUCAACACCUGGGAUGACGUUGUCUGUGCUGGCGGACGUCAUUUUAUUUGUGAGACACCCGCACUUGGUCUGUAACUCAGGUCACGACAGACCAAGGUGGCUUAGAGGGUCAAAAUCAACCCCCCUCCCGUUUUUUCUGUUUGUUUUUUUCCCUUUCCCCCUUUCAUCUUUCCUUCCUUUUGUUUGAGUAAUUAAUACAGUUCUUUGAUAACUUGUGUUUUCCCUUCUUUACCUAAAUGUAUUCUGUAACC
This is a messenger RNA of Lampris incognitus (smalleye Pacific opah), 1125 nucleotides long. RefSeq names its product CD209 antigen-like protein E. The transcript is spliced from 2 exons. Gene Ontology annotation, biological process: biological process involved in interspecies interaction between organisms. The record is from RefSeq and is a predicted model, not a curated record. NCBI's taxonomy places the organism in Eukaryota, Metazoa, Chordata, Actinopteri, Lampriformes, Lampridae. Bases 44 to 949 code for a protein of 301 amino acids. Gene Ontology annotation, molecular function: carbohydrate binding. Gene Ontology annotation, cellular component: external side of plasma membrane.